Hyaloscypha bicolor E is the source of this 2331-nucleotide messenger RNA. RefSeq lists its product as uncharacterized. The record is from RefSeq and is a predicted model, not a curated record. Lineage: Eukaryota; Fungi; Ascomycota; Leotiomycetes; Helotiales; Hyaloscyphaceae. The transcript has a single exon. The coding region runs from base 466 to 2265 and encodes 599 amino acids.
GCAUAGUCAAACAAUACCAACAUAUCUCCACCAUUCCUGAAUCUACGAACGAACCGAAACCUCGACCCUAUCAACUGAAUCCCCCAAGACAGCUCGUACCCCAAGGAGAUGACGACUUCCCGCCCCUCGAACCACAAACACCUACCAGAAAAGCACGAGAAUCAAGGGAACGAAUUUUAGCCUCACGUACGCGUAAGUGUGUGGGUGUUGAUCUUAAAGUUCUCUCAUCUGCGGCUGCACCUACAACGAGCGAGCCACCCCGGGCUGAUCACGGGACUAUGGAGUUACCCAUCGCCGACACCACACCCCGAUCGGACGUAAAUUCCACAUUCACUGCACUCUCCAUGAGUGAUCUGAUCGCCGCUGGGCACAUCCGUCCCCUGUGCAUUCGCAAAAGGACCACAGACUCCUCCCCCAUUGAUUCCCUACGCUACGAAACCAUCUAAGCACGAAACCUAUCAAGCCAUGGGUCUCUGUGACCGCGCCGCCGCUCCUAGGCACAUCCUCAAGCCUGGCGAGGACUCCUUCGAUCCGCUUGAAUGGUCUUCUGAUCUGCCUUCAACUGCUGCCUCUCCCGAUCACUCCCCCGAACCCGUCUCCAUCAAGCCGCAACCUCUGACUUACACGACCGUCGGCUCCGUCGUCAAUCCGAAUGUCGUUCCCCAGUUCAGUGCUCCCAAUCGCAUUCAGCGGGAAGGCGCAAACCGACGGCCAUUGCAUACGCUCCUUGGUACCCCUCGGUAUGAACCCAUGGUCCAGACUCGCGCGGCAGCUGCUUCCCUACCAGCUCUCAAUAUGGCGAACUCGAUGCACUACGCACAACAGAUUGCCCGCAGCCCAGUACACAUGACAACUUCCUCUACAAGCUCGACCUCGGGUCGCUCUCCUCUACCGACAAUCAGCAAUAUGCCGGGACCGCUUGCUAAACAGGAGGAGCUUGCACUGUUGAGAAACCUCUUGCUGAACGAGUUACAAGAGAGGUCUGGCAAUAUUCCCGAAGGAACUGGCUCACCCAAUGCCUCCAAGAAGCACACGUCGAGCGCUACUCUUCCACUAGGAGGAAUUUACACUGUCAAGGAAUUCAUUGACGAUCACAAUCGAUCCAACUCUGUACCAGGUUCCGUUCAAGGCCUUGAGAAGAUGCAGACCUUGCAGCGUCUGGCAAAGUUCGACAAUCCAAUGCAACAGCUUGCCAAAAAUCGCCUGUCAUUAUUUUCGGUACUCAAAUUGGAGAAUGCUGGCAACUCAAACGGCUUGACGCCACAGGAGAUGUUGCUACAGAGUCACAUCGGCAUGUCAAACUCGAGUACACCUUCCAACAACACAGGUGAACUUGAUCUCGGCUACAAGUUUCCUCCUCCCGGUCUUGCAGCACCCUCGACGACUCAAUACAGUCAAUCGCUGGCAAGAAAUCUGUCUCAAUCGACUCCUGCACCUGCUCGACGAGGUUGCCCUGAGCCUCUUACCGCGGGGCCUCCUGGACAACGUCAAUACCCAAGCCAACCUUCGACAAGUCACAGUGAGCUGUGGGGCGACUACGGAACACAACCUUAUAAUAAUUACGGCGCUGGCGUUACUGCUUCACCUUGGGGUACUGGCUACAACUACCAACCUCCUGCGCAACCCGAGUUCUUUCCGGCACACGCUGGGAAUGUCAAGAGCAAGGUUGUUGAUACUAUUGACUACACCGCCGCCGCGAAAUACUACAGUUCUGGUGGGUACCCGGCCGACAUGAACGCAUAUCACCAGCCGCUCUCCGAUGAGAGUGCUCGCCUCAUGGAAGAAGGUCCUGUAAAUUUGCUUCCGAAGGCAGUAAAGGAUGCUCGGCGUGACGCCAAGACCACCAACUUUCUCUUCGAGGGCCAACGGCGUUACACUCAGAUGAGCGCACUUGACUACUUCCAGGAGCUCGCCGAUCUACAGAACUACGACAACGCCAAGAAGGAGAAUCCGUACGGUGUUAUUGGCCCCCCUAAGAAGAAGCAGCUUUCAUCAGUCGAACCGAAGCCAAUCACCGACGAAGAGAUCAAGAAGAUGCCGAUCCCAGAACUCCUCGCUCCUGCUCUCGAAUCUACCUGGGGCACUCUGGCUGGCUACAGAUCGGUGAACUGCCCUGGCAGCAAUAACGAGUUGAGUAAGUUUGUAUGCUCCCCGGAAUCACUGAUCGACCCCGAGGAGGAGGGAAACAGAAGCCUGUUUGGGGAAGAUUGGGGAAAGCCAGUCAAGAGAUCUGCUGUGGAUGCCAACGCGGGCUGGGAUACAUAAAUGAAUGCUGGAGCUGGGCAUAGAUGGAUGGUUUCAAAUCUCUGUACUCAUUAGCUUUCUGCUGAU